AUGCCCUCGUCUUCCUUCACUUCGAGCGAAAAGUCGCUCAUAAAGUCCGUGCUGACCUCGUCGUCGUGCAAGAUUAUCACGGCGACGCUCGCACGGAUCUACGUUACGUACCCAACGCCCGACCGUUGGUACUACACAGGAAUCGAAGGCGCACUGGCGUUCGUGCGCGAUGCCGACGGCAACUUUGGGUUCCGUGUCGUGGACCUCAAGGACAAUGGCAAGGUUAUUUGGGACCACGAGCUGUAUGACGACUUUUACUUUUACCAGGACAAGCCCUACUUUCACACUUUUGCAGGCGACGAAUGCAUGAUCGGAUUGUGCUACGCGGACGAGGCGGGCGCAGCGCAGCUGUACAAGAAACUCAACAACCGCGCAAAAUACGCGAAAUCAUCCUCGAGCUCGUCCGGAUUUGGCUUCGCGAAAAAGCUCACCAGCAAGCUCGACUGGUCCAAGAGCUCCAGCUCGGAAGAAAAGCGCGCUGCAAAGACCAGCACACCGACACAGCCGGUCCCCGAUGAGCCCCAGUGGAACGGGCUCGUGGAUCAGCUCGGAAGCAUGGGCGUCUCGCAAUCCGAUAUCCAAAACAACGAGGGAUUCAUCCGCGACUUUUUGGGACAGCGUGCCAACGGCGACGCACCGGGGCUCGCGCCGCCAGUGACAGAAACCUUUCCGACGCUGCGCAACCUUCCUCCGCCGGUGCCGUCCGUGCAUGCAACGCCCCCGCCGCCUUCACCGGCGCCCAGUGCUCCGCCGAUUCCCCAGCGCAACGUCUCGGACAGCGUGCCACCGCCCCCGGGACCACGGCCGCCGCGCAGCGUUCCUGCGCCCCCGCCGCGGUCGGGGGCAGGCGGAGGUGCGCCUCCGCCGGUGCCGCCUCCGCCGAGUACGCGCGCGGCCAAGGGAGGACCGCCGCCGGUCCCGUCGCGCUCGACGGCUGGACGUGCACCGCCGCCGGUUCCUCCGCCUCCCGUACGGGGCGGCGCGCCGCCGCCGCCUCCGCCUCCGCCGUCGGUGGGUGGGGAAGGACGCAAUGCGCUGCUCGCCAGCAUCCAGGGCAAGAGUGUCAGGGACCUCAAAAAGACCGAGACACACGAUACGUCUUCCCCCAAGAUCGGCAGCGGCUCGUCGAGUGCCGCGGCGGCUGCGCCGGCAGCGGGCGGCAACGACUUGGCCAGUGCGCUGGCCAGUGCGUUGAACCAACGCAAAGACAACAUGGGUGGCUCGGACGACGAAGAAAGCGACGAGGAUUGGUAG
This is a messenger RNA of Malassezia japonica, 1254 nucleotides long. RefSeq lists its product as uncharacterized. Gene Ontology annotation, molecular function: actin binding. The coding region runs from base 1 to 1254 and encodes 417 amino acids. The transcript has 4 exons. Lineage: Eukaryota; Fungi; Basidiomycota; Malasseziomycetes; Malasseziales; Malasseziaceae. The record is from RefSeq and is a predicted model, not a curated record.